AUCUAGUAGCCGAAAAACUGCUGGUUCUCAGAGGAUCAAGCUCAACUCCGAAAAUAACAGUCAAUGGCUACUCUUGCUCCUUCCUCCUCCACUCUCCUCUUCUCUAAUCUACCCUCCAACCUUUCUCCGCCCUCUCUUUUAUCCUCUCCGCGCAUCUCUCUUUCUUCUUCUUCCUCUCAAUCCUCCCCUCUCUCUUCCUUUCUCUCCAUUUCUCCAACUUCCUUUACGUAUCCCACAUUUUCAAGGCGAAUCUCUUCCUCAACCUUCACUGUCAAGGCUAGUGCCGCAAAGAAGAAAGCCCUUAUAGUUAACACAAACAGCGGUGGUCAUGCAGUUAUUGGGUUCUAUUUUGCGAAAGAGCUUCUGGGUUCUGGCCAUGAGGUUACUAUCAUGACUGUAGGUGAUCAGAAUUCUGACAAAAUGAAGAAGCCCCCAUUCAGCAGAUUCUCAGAAAUUGUGAGUGCGGGAGGGCGGACGGUGUGGGGAGACCCAGCAGAAAUUGGAAAAGCUGUGGAAGGAGCAACCUUUGAUGUGGUGUUAGAUAACAAUGGCAAGGACCUUGAUGCUGUGAGGCCUGUAGCGGACUGGUCCAAGAGCGCUGGGGUGGAGCAAUUUCUGUUCAUCAGCAGUGCUGGAAUCUAUGUACCGACUGAUGAACCUCCUCACGUUGAAGGGGACGCUGUUAAAGAAAGUGCUGGUCAUGUUGGAGUGGAAAAAUACAUUGCAGAGAUUUUCAGUAGUUGGGCCGUGUUCCGCCCACAAUACAUGAUUGGUUCGGGAAACAAUAAAGAUUGUGAGGAGUGGUUUUUCGAUCGAAUUGUCCGGAAAAGGCCUGUGCCUAUCCCUGGAUCCGGGAUGCAACUAACUAAUAUUGCUCAUGUUAGAGACUUAUCCUCUAUGCUUACAGCAGCUGUUGAGAAUCCAGAAACAGCAAGUAAUAAAAUAUUCAAUUGCGUAAGCGACCGUGCUGUGACUCUGGAUGGAAUGGCCAAACUUUGUGCACAAGCUGCAGGACUAUCAGUUGAAAUCGUGCAUUAUGAUCCAAAAGCUGUUGGAGUUGAUGCAAAGAAAGCUUUUCCUUUCCGAAACAUGCAUUUCUAUGCAGAACCAAGAGCUGCCAAGGACAUACUGGGAUGGCGUGCUACUACAAAUCUUCCUGAGGACUUGAAAGAACGAUUUGAUGAGUAUGUAAAGAUUGGGAGAGACAAGAAGCAAAUGAAGUUCGAGAUAGAUGAUAAAAUACUUGAAUCCCUCAAAGUUCCAGUAGCAGCGUGAUAAAUUCUAUCAGAAUACAACAUGCCAAUCAAGAUCAACCCAUUGUAGAAGAUUCUAGUCUGUGGGUGCCAUGAUUUUUGUGAUCCUCUCUUAUCUGUUAUAGUUUUGAAAUCAUUGUGUUAUUUUGAAAAGCUCUAUUGCAGAAAAUUUAAUAAAUAAAUGAAGUUAUUGUUUGUA
Messenger RNA from Manihot esculenta (cassava), 1452 nucleotides. Its product is annotated as chloroplast stem-loop binding protein of 41 kDa a, chloroplastic. Lineage: Eukaryota; Viridiplantae; Streptophyta; Magnoliopsida; Malpighiales; Euphorbiaceae. The coding region runs from base 64 to 1275 and encodes 403 amino acids. Gene Ontology annotation, biological process: rRNA processing. Gene Ontology annotation, molecular function: RNA binding. The transcript has 5 exons. Gene Ontology annotation, cellular component: cytosol. The record is from RefSeq and is a predicted model, not a curated record.